AUGGUUACUGGACACCUCUUUCUUGGUCUGUUAACCGCUACCAAUGCUGAGAACCGCGUCGAUGGAUGUCUACAUUGUUCAGCCCCCGCGAUUCUCGGUGUAUUAGACGUGCCCACAGCAUAUGUUGCGGUCUGGCCUGGAGACCGAAUGCGGUUCCAAGGCAGGAGAAGAGAAGGGAGGAUAUCGAGAGAAGAUAAGCCAAGAGCCCUUAAGUCUGCUUCGAAUCCAUCGAAAGUAGAGAAGCUCGUCUACGACCACUCAGCACAACUUACUUCGUCUUCCGUCAACAUGCGACUGCUUGCUAUCGUGUCCACUGCCCUUAGCAUUCUCGCAAGCUCAGAUGUUCUUAGCGCCGCCGUCGAAGCCGCUACGGAGCAUUCUGCGCCACUUAUCCAGGUCAUGGUGGUCGGCGGUCGCUCGAUUACGAUUUCGACGGUUCCCGUUUCCAUUGCACGCCUUUCCAUAUUCCCCGCAACCGAUGCCAGAAACGGGACAUCCAAACCGCAAACGGCCCUCACGAAGCGGGCAGUUGGAAACGGCUGCGAAGUCGGAUGCGGUGGCAAUGGUGGGAGAACUGUUUACUAA
Molecule: messenger RNA, 585 nt
Organism: Pleurotus ostreatus (oyster mushroom)
Lineage: Eukaryota; Fungi; Basidiomycota; Agaricomycetes; Agaricales; Pleurotaceae
Exons: 3
Coding region: 1-585 (194 amino acids)
Source: RefSeq, a predicted model, not a curated record